Rotaria sp. Silwood1 is the source of this 552-nucleotide messenger RNA. The record is from the annotation of a GenBank genome assembly. NCBI's taxonomy places the organism in Eukaryota, Metazoa, Rotifera, Eurotatoria, Philodinida, Philodinidae.
AUGUCAAAUCUGGAAAAAUUAACUCUAAAUAUUACUAUACGACAUCGAAAUAGAGUCGUUGAUGGUACUGAUGUUCAACACGAUAUUUUUGAUUGUAUGCCACAGCUUCAUUCAUUCACUUUCUGUAUUUGUACUUAUGUGAAAAUGGUUGAUUUAUCCUACAAGUUAACUAGUGAAGAUAUUCAACAAACAUUAACAGAUAUUGGACAACAACAUGCAGUUAGUAUGGUCAGUUAUGUUACUAAGAAGAAAGCUGCAUGCUCAAUUUUCUCACUUCCUUUCGAGUUUGAUUAUCUCGAAGAUCUUGGCAAUAAAUAUCCAAAUACUGUUUUCAGUUAUGUUACGUACUUACUUGUACGAGAUACUGUUUCAUUCGAACAUGAAUUCUUCAUGCGAAUUGCCCGAUCGUUUCCAUCACUGAAGCAUUUACGUAUUUUUAAUAUGAAAUCACAGACAUUAAAUAGUCGUAUGACAUUUUCAUCUGAUAAUAGUCAAUUAUACUCAAUUAUUGAAUAUCCACAUCUGACUACACUUGAUGUGAGGCUAGCUUGA